CUGUGCGUACGCUUCCUUCCUUUUCGUUUCCUCACCUCGCUUUCCCAAACAGAAUCGUCGCCCUUCCCUACGGAAUCGACCUACGACGAUUCUCCCAUUUCGCUCUCAGCUUUCCAUUUUUGUCAGAAGCUCUAACACUGCUCUUGCCUCUGGUCUCUGAAGAGGAAGAAGAAGAAGAAGAGGAGAUGUUGCGGCGGCUGGCGAGGCGCCUGAUGAGCAACGUGCCGGAGAGCACAGUGUACGGCGGGCCGAAGCCCCAAUCGCCCGCCCACCGAGUUACACUCACCCACCUCCGCCAAAAGCACCGCCGCGGCCAACCCAUCACCGUCGUCACCGCCUACGACUAUCCCUCCGCCGUCCACGUGGACUCUGCCGGCAUAGACGUCCUCAUCGUCGGUGACUCCGCCGCCAUGGUCGUCCACGGCCACGAUACCACUCUCCCCAUCACCCUCGACGACAUGCUCCUCCACUGCCGCGCCGUCGCCCGCGGCGCCUCCCGCUCCCUCCUCGUUAGCGACCUUCCAUUCGGAUCCUACGAGUCCUCCGCCUCCCGGGCCGUGGAUUCGGCGGUGAGGAUGUUAAAAGAAGGGGGCAUGGAUGCGAUCAAACUGGAAGCCGCCGCGCCGUCCAGGAUCUCUGCCGCCAAGGCAAUCGUUGAGGCUGGGAUUGCUGUCAUGGGGCAUGUUGGAUUGACUCCGCAAGCUAUUAGCAUUCUCGGCGGCUUCCGGCCGCAGGGAAAGACGGUUUCUAGUGCUGUCAAGGUCGUGGAGACUGCCCUUGCUUUGCAGGACGCAGGUUGCUUCUCAGUUGUUUUAGAGUGUGUGCCUGCUCCGGUAGCUGCUGCCAUAACUUCUGCUCUGCACAUACCUACCAUUGGCAUUGGUGCGGGACCUUUCUGUAGUGGCCAGGUGCUUGUUUACCAUGAUUUGCUGGGAAUGUUGCAACAUCCUCAUCAUGCCAAGGUCACUCCAAAGUUCUGUAAACAUUAUGCGCAAGUGGGCAAUGUCAUAAACAAAGCCCUCACAGAAUACAAAGAGGAAGUCGAAACUCAUUCAUUCCCCAGUGCAGCUCAUACACCGUAUCAAAUAAGUGAAGCUGACGUUGAAAGUUUUCUGAAAGAACUGGAGAAUAGAGGCUUAAAUGAGGCAGCAUCAGCCGCAGCAGCUGCUGCAGAAAAUGAGGUUACGACUGGAAAACGAUCAGCUGAUGGCAGCUGUUAGGUUGCCUAAUCCUUUUUCAGGUCUAGUUAUGUUGUCUUCCUGCCUUGCACUAGAGUAGUAAAUAAAUAGACAUCUGAUUUUUUAGUAUAACAGGAUUUUGCUGACCCCUCCAUGUUGAUGAUGGAGAUGUGGUACAAAAACUAUUCCUUUGGCAAAGUUAGGUUCAACUACCUUGCACCUUUUUAUUGGGCUAUCAGCAAAUAGUUGUGCAAUUUUGAUUAGCAUAUUGAAGGUUUAAGUUUGAAAAUUUUCAUUUA
Molecule: messenger RNA, 1477 nt
Organism: Zingiber officinale
Lineage: Eukaryota; Viridiplantae; Streptophyta; Magnoliopsida; Zingiberales; Zingiberaceae
Product: 3-methyl-2-oxobutanoate hydroxymethyltransferase 1, mitochondrial-like
Exons: 5
Coding region: 186-1220 (344 amino acids)
Biological process (GO): pantothenate biosynthetic process
Cellular component (GO): mitochondrion
Molecular function (GO): magnesium ion binding; 3-methyl-2-oxobutanoate hydroxymethyltransferase activity
Source: RefSeq, a predicted model, not a curated record